This is a messenger RNA of Thamnophis sirtalis, 3250 nucleotides long. RefSeq names its product SKI proto-oncogene (gene SKI). Gene Ontology annotation, molecular function: DNA-binding transcription factor activity, RNA polymerase II-specific; SMAD binding; RNA polymerase II cis-regulatory region sequence-specific DNA binding. Gene Ontology annotation, biological process: negative regulation of BMP signaling pathway; negative regulation of transforming growth factor beta receptor signaling pathway; negative regulation of transcription by RNA polymerase II. Gene Ontology annotation, cellular component: transcription regulator complex; nucleus; cytoplasm. The record is from RefSeq and is a predicted model, not a curated record. Lineage: Eukaryota; Metazoa; Chordata; Lepidosauria; Squamata; Natricidae.
AAAGAUUCGCCGCCGCCGGAACCCCCCGGGACCUGGGCCGAAGCCGCCGAAGAUGGAGACGGUCCCUCGGGGCGGCUUCCAGCCUCACCCGGGGCUUCAGAAGACGCUGGAGCAGUUCCAUCUCAGCUCCAUGAGCUCCUUGGGCGGCCCGGCUGCCUUCUCGGCGCGCUGGGCGCAGGAGCUUUACAAGCGGGAGACGGCCAAGGAGGCAGCGUCGGUGGCCUCUUCGUCCUCCUCCUCCGUGGCCGGCCCGGAGGCACCGCUGCCUCCUCUGCCCGCCAUCCCUCCUCCCCCCGCCCCGGUGAUGCCGGGCCCUUUCUUCAUGCCGUCGGACCGCUCGACGGAGCGCUGCGAGACGGUGCUGGAAGGCGAGACCAUCUCCUGCUUCGUGGUGGGCGGCGAGAAGCGGCUCUGCCUGCCCCAGAUCCUCAACUCCGUCCUGCGCGACUUCUCCCUCCAGCAGAUCAACGCCGUCUGCGACGAGCUGCAUGUCUACUGCUCCCGCUGCACCGCCGACCAGCUGGAGAUCCUCAAAGUCAUGGGCAUCCUGCCCUUCUCGGCGCCCUCCUGCGGCCUCAUCACCAAGACCGACGCCGAGCGCCUUUGCAACGCCUUGCUCUACGGCGGUGCCUACCCGCCAAGCCGCUGCAAGAAGGAGAUGCCCUCCGGCACCGCUGCCAACACCCUGGAGCUGGAGCUGACCGAGGGCAGCUUCAGGAUCUACCACGAGUGCUUCGGCAAGUGCAAAGGCCUGCUGGUGCCCGAGCUGUACAGCAGCCCCGGAGCCCCCUGCAUCCAGUGCCUGGACUGCCGCCUCAUGUACCCGCCGCACAAGUUCGUCGUCCACUCCCACAAGGCCCUGGAGAACCGGACUUGCCACUGGGGCUUCGACUCCGCCAACUGGCGAGCCUACCUGCUCCUCAGCCCGGAUUAUGCCAGCAAGGAAGACAAAGCCAGGCUCAGCCAGUGCCUGGACGAGAUGAAGGAGAAGUUCGAUUACAGCCACCGGUACAAGCGGAAGGCGCCCAGGGUCCCAUCCGAUCCGCUUGUCCCCAAGAAACUCAAAACAGACGAUGCCCUGCAGUCUCCCUUACUUGGGGAUAAGGACAAGCAGUCCAGCUGGCUACGAUCCUUGUCCAAUUCAUCCAGUAAGAAUAUUGGGUGUCUUCAUCCGCGGCAGCGUCUUUCUGCAUUCCGGCCCUGGUCCCCCGCCGUUUCAGCCAGCGAGAAGGACGUCGCCAACCACAUCCCGACAUUAAUUAGAGACAGUUGCUAUUCAUAUAAAAGUUUUGAGAACUCCGUCGCACCCAACGUGGCGCUGGCCCCCCCUCCUCAGCCAAAGAUCGUGAGCAACCCACUGUGCCCCCCGGCUGCCUUGCAGAACGCCGAGCCCCUCAGCAGCCCUCCCCAGCUCCGGAAAAGGAAACACGUCGCCGAACACACAGUUGUGCCCGAACCACCGCCCCCUGCCGCAGCCGUGCCCACCGUCGUCCCUCCCGUCCCUGCCGCGGAAGAAGAGAAGGAAUCUGAAGCCGAGAUAGAAGUGGAAACCCGAGAAGAGUUCACUUCCUCCCUGUCCUCGCUCUCCUCGCCGUCCUUCACCUCUUCGGGUUCAGCCAAGGAUAUGAAUUCCCCCAGCCUGCAAGUCCAGCCCGCCGCCGGCAACGCCGUCUUUGAAGUGUCAAGUCACGCCGAGCCUCAGAACGGGCCCAACGGGCUGGAAGCUGAGCUGGAGCAUCUGAGGCAGGCCUUGGAUGGCGGCCUGGACACCAAAGAAGCCAAAGAGAAAUUCCUCCACGAGGUGGUGAAGAUGAGGGUGAAGCAGGAGGAGAAGCUCAACGCCGCCUUGCAGGCCAAGCGCAGUCUCCACCAGGAGCUGGAGUUCCUCCGCGUGGCCAAGAAAGAGAAGUUGAGGGAGGCAACGGAAGCCAAGCGCAACCUGAGGAAGGAGAUCGAACGCCUCCGGGCGGAGAACGAGAAGAAGAUGAAAGAGGCCAACGAGUCUCGGAUACGGCUCAAGCGGGAACUGGAGCAGGCCCGACAGGUCCGGGUAUGCGACAAGGGCUGUGAGGCCGGCCGUCUACGAGCCAAAUACUCAGCCCAGAUCGAAGACCUCCAGGUGAAGCUCCAGCACGCGGAGGCGGACCGAGAACAGCUGCGGGCCGACCUCUUGCACGAGCGCGAGGCGCGCGAGAACUUGGAAAAAGCCGUCAAGGAACUGCAAGAGCAGCUCUGGUCAAAGCAUAACGACCUGCCCAACAGUGCGCACACCCCGAAAGACCCCGAGAACUGAGACCCCACCCCAUCCCACCCCACCUACACACCCCCGGCUCAAGACCGGCGGAAUCCUGCCUGUGGCCCGAUCCGUGCAUAGUAAGCAAGACUGCGUGGAAGAGGCGUUCCCCAUCCCUACCCCUGCAUGUGGCUAAAGACCAUGGAUCCAUGGUUCUUAAAUCGGAGGGCAAAUGUUGUUAACUAAUAACGGAAAGCACUGAAAUUCUGCCUCUUUUUUUUUUUUAAGAAAAAAACAAAACAAAUCCGUAUAGCACAACAUUUUCCUGUGCCUAUAACGUGACAAAGUGUUUAUAAAUCUACUCUUUUGAGUCUGCAGCAAAAAAGAAAAAAAUAAGGAAAAAAAUUUAAAAUGUAUUUUUCUUUUCUACUUGGGGGGGAAGGGAAAAAAAAACCCCUAUCUGGUCAGCAGCAUUUGUGGAAAUAAGGGACAAGCUUCUUCUAGGGCUGCUACAAUUGUGUGUGUGUAACCCCGAUAAGCCCUUUUCUUAUAAGCUAUUUCAAAAUGCAAAUCGUUGAAAGCCGAGAUGACAUAUUCAAAUCAUUGACAAGAUUUUCUUUUUAAAAUACAAAAAAAUAAAAUAUAUUGUAUAUGAAUGCUGGGGCCAGGGGGUGGGAUACUUUUGAUGCCUAGCGUGUAAAUUGGUACAGGUGUUGGAAAGUGUUUCAGGAAAGAAAAUAGCCAUGAAUGCUCUCGAACCAAGGGAUAUUUUUUAAGGAGAAUUUCCCAAGUUUCGGGAUUCCCCCCCCCCUCCUUUUCUCCAGGAUUCAGACUCUUUUUUUCCCCCCUACGUUGGAUCAUUAAAAAAAAAAAAAGCUAGUAGAGGGAUAGAGAUCUGUCCUAAAUCCAGCCUUACGAAAUUCAGUGUUUUGUUCCUUGCAAAGACUCGCUUUGACUCCAAAGCACUUCCGACUUUAAGCAAACCAUCACCCAUCAUGUCCCCCCCCAAAAAAAAAA